GAACCCAUUGGCCUGCUUGAUAUACAAGUCGGUACCAAAUUCAAACUGAUACUUCGGCGACGAUUUACAAAACACUUGGAACUGUUUCAAAAACUAGGCAACUUUUGGCUUUCGUUCCAGAUAUUUAAAGAUUCAUUACAGAACCAGUUUCAACUUAAAAGUUCGCUUCUGUCCACUACUAUUUACGUUUAGACAGAGUUAAUGGUGAAUGACUUCUCUCUCGGAAUCCUUCAUUACUCUCUUGCAAGAUUUUACCGGUAACAAAAACCUUAAAAGGGGUAGAUUUUUACAUGCCCAGAUAAUCAAAACAGGUUUAAGAUUUCAUCCUUUUGUUGCAAAGGGUCUUGUCAAUUUGUACUCAAAAUGUGGUUAUUUAAACGAAGCGAAACUUCAAUUCGAAGAAAUACACGAAAAAGAUGUAGUUUCAUGGAACUGUAUCAUCAAUGGCUAUUCAAAACAAGGCCUUCCUGGUUCAUCUCUCGCUUUAAAACUUUUCUGUCAGAUGAGAAAAGAAAAUACGUUGCCUAACUCUUUUACUAUGGCUGGUGUUUUCACUUCCGCUUCAAAUUUGUCGAGUGCUUCAGUCGGGAAACAAGCUCAUUGUUUGUUUAUAAAAGUCCCCAACUGUUCAGAUGUUUUUGCUGGAAGUUCUUUGAUUAAUAUGUACUGUAAAUCAGGUCUUGUUUGUGAUGCGCGUAAGGCUUUCGAGGAAAUGCCGAAAAGGAAUUUUGUUGCUUGGGCUACUAUGAUUUCUGGGUAUGCUAGUGUGAGAAAUGCAGUUGAGGUUUUAGAGCUAUUUAAGUUGAUGCGUUUGGAAGAGGAUGAACAAGGGUUGAAUGAGUUUGUUUUUACAAGUGUUCUUAGUUCUUUAUCUAGUCUUGAAUUGGUCGAAAAUGGCAAGCAGAUUCAUUGUCUUGGGAUUAAGAUUGGAAUGUUAUCAUUUGUAUCUGUAGGAAAUGCACUUGUUACCAUGUAUGCAAAAUGUGAGAAUUUAGAUCAUGCACAUGGAUGUUUUGAAUCAUUGACGGAUAAGAAUUCGAUCACUUGGUCUGCAAUGAUCACUGGGUAUGCACAGAGUGGGGAUUCCAACAUGGCUUUAAAGUAUUUCUCAGAGAUGCAACUUAUUGGGCUUCGUCCUACUGAAUUCACGCUUGUUGGUGUUCUUAAUGCUUGUGGUGAUGUAACAGCUAUUGGACAAGGAAAACAAGUUCAUAGUUAUUUAGUGAAGUUAGGAUUUGAGUCGCACCUCUAUAUCAGAACAGCUCUUAUUAAUAUGUAUGCUAAGUGCGCUGAAAUCAAUGAUGCACGGAAGGGUUUUGAUCAGUUACAAGAACCUAAUGCGGUGUUAUGGAGUUCAAUGAUAGGUGGAUAUGUGCAAAAUGGUGCAAAUGAAGAGGCUUUGAGUUUGUAUGGCAGGAUGCAAACGGAGGGUAUUUUACCUAAUGAGUCAACCAUGGCUAGUGUACUCAAAGCUUGUUCAACCUUAGCAGCUUUGGAACAAGGGAGGCAAAUUCAUGCCAGAACAAUUAAACAUGGGUUUGGUUUAGAGGUCUCAGUUGGAGGUGCUUUAUCGACUAUGUAUGCUAAGUGUGGGAAUGUCGAAGAUUGUAACCUUGUCUUCAGGAGAAUGCACAAAAGAGAUGUUGUUUCGUGGAACGCAACGAUCUAUGGUCUUUCUCAAAACGGGCAUGGUCAUGAAGCAUUGCAACUAUUCGAAGAGAUGAAACUGCACGGCGCAAAACCUGAUUAUGUCACCUUCGUUAAUGUCCUCUCGGCUUGUAGUCACUUAGGUUUGGUUGAAAAUGGGUGGUUCUACUUCAAAUCGAUGGUUGCAGAUUUUCGAAUAAAACCUCAAUUAAAACAUUUCGCAUGCAUGGUUGAUCUUCUUAGUCGAUGUGGGAAGCUUCAAGAAGCUAAAGAAUUCAUUGAAUCUGCUGCAAUCGAUCAGCAGCAGUGUCUCUGGCAUAUUUUAUUGGGUUCUUGUCAAAGAUAUCGAAAUUUUGAAAUAGGACUUUAUUCAGGAGAAAGAUUAAUGGAGUUAGGUUCAAAAGAAUCAUCUGCUUAUAUAAUGUUGUCCAAUAUGUAUGCUGAUGAGGGUAACUGGGAAGAUAUGGAACGUAUUAGAGGAUUGAUGAGACUCCGAGGAAUAAACAAGGAACCUGGGUGCAGUUGGAUUGAGAUAAAGAGCCGAGUUUCUGUAUUUGUUGCGGGAGAUCAAAUGCAUCCACUGAUUGGUAAAAUUCGUUCCGAAGUUCGGCGAUUGACUAAACAAAUGCAAGAUAGCUAUAAACCAGUUUCUGAUCCAAAUUUUUAUGAUAUUUCCAGCUUAGAAACAGAUAUUCUGUAGCUGAAAACAUUUUUGUUUUUGGUAGUCAUCCUUUGCCAGAGUAGAUGGGCAUUCUCACCUGACUUUGUUCCUCGUUAAAUAUUUCCUCUUCUAAAAAUGUGACAAGCAUAUAUACUUAAAUGAGCCGGUCCAAUCAAUCUGUUAACUUGGGUCGCUUACAAUCUUUUUAAGGA
Molecule: messenger RNA, 2520 nt
Organism: Papaver somniferum (opium poppy)
Lineage: Eukaryota; Viridiplantae; Streptophyta; Magnoliopsida; Ranunculales; Papaveraceae
Product: pentatricopeptide repeat-containing protein At2g33680-like
Exons: 1
Coding region: 209-2347 (712 amino acids)
Biological process (GO): RNA modification
Molecular function (GO): protein binding; RNA binding
Source: RefSeq, a predicted model, not a curated record